AGGUAACUGAACUCUUCACUGUACUCCCUCCUCCAAAUAUGAACCAAUUAUGUUUGUGACAGUCGGGUUCCCAUUUUACGUACACAAAAGCGUUUGCUAACUUUGACACACUCCCCUACUGCUCUGCUUGCGCGUCCUUUGACCUGUGCUCAGCUGACACAACGCGGUUUAUUAUGCUUUGGGGAGCAAGAGUAGGCCUGUGUGGACUUCACCAAAGACUCGCUUCAGGAUCCAAGUAUUUACCGCCGAUUGUUUAUCAUCAUCGCAACAUGUCUUCGACCGGAUCAACACAGUUGAAACGCCCGAUUUCGCUACUGGGAUCGAUGGCGUUUGGGGGGCGUGCUGACGCUGAGACAAGCACAAACAUGGUGAAAGCCUACUUGGAGCGCGGCCACAAUGACUUGGACACUGCCUUCAUGUACACAGACGGACAGGCAGAAACUAUCAUUGGGGGAAUGAAUCUACCCAAAACGGUGAGCAUUGCCACCAAGGCCAACCCCUGGGACGGAAAGACCCUGAAACCAGAGAGUGUGCGUUCCCAGCUAGACACCUCUCUGAAGAGGCUGCGUACACAGUGUGUGGACCUCUUCUACCUCCAUGCUCCAGACCAUCAGAACCCCAUCCAGGACACACUGCAGGCCUGCCAUGAGCUCCACGAAGAGGGGAAAUACAAGGAGCUUGGUUUAUCAAACUAUGCUGCAUGGGAAGUGGCUGAAAUCUUUACCAUCUGCCGACACAACAACUGGAUCCUUCCCACUGUUUAUCAGGGAAUGUACAAUGCCACCACACGACAGGUGGAGACAGAGCUGCUACCAUGUCUGAGAUACUACGGCAUCAGAUUCUACGCAUACAACCCUCUAGCAGGGGGCCUUCUCACAGGGAAGUACCAUUAUCAGGACAAAGAAGUUUCUCAGCCUUCAGGACGAUUCUUUGGUAACAACUGGGCUGGUGCUUACAGAGACAGGUACUGGAAGGAGAGCCACUUCCAGGCGAUAGACCUUGUUCAGAAGGCCAUGGAGACAGCAUAUGGCUCAGACAAACCCCCCAUGACAUCUGCUGCUCUACGCUGGAUGUACCACCACUCCCACCUCAAGGGUGAUUUGGGAGAUGGUGUCAUCAUUGGGAUGUCCAGCAUGGAGCAGCUAGAGCAAAACCUGUCUGCAUCUGAGGAGGGGCCUCUGGAUGAGCGUGUGGUGGAGGCCUUCAAACAUGCCUGGGACCUGGUGGCCCAUGAGUGCCCCAAUUACUUCCGCUAGAUGGCUCCUCAACAACCCUUGCUAGACUAUAUCCACUAACUCUUGCCAUUUUACCAAAUGUACCUUAUACAAUUUGCUAAUUAACUAACAUGUACAGUGAGAUGUAGGUUUUACAAAUAAGUCAGUUCGGUUAUCAGAUCGAUGCUUUAGCGAAAUUUUCAUUAAAAAAAAAGGGUGCCGAUUAUGAUUUUGGUCCUGUAUAUUAUAAUGGUGAACACUUCAUGUAAAUUCAAUUAAUUGAGUGGGGAGGUGUUUUCAGGAAACUUUUUCUGGAGGCUGUCUUGACUUUAAUAAACUGGGGAACAAUG
Messenger RNA from Coregonus clupeaformis (lake whitefish), 1564 nucleotides. RefSeq names its product aldo-keto reductase family 7, member A3 (aflatoxin aldehyde reductase) (gene akr7a3). The transcript has 7 exons. NCBI's taxonomy places the organism in Eukaryota, Metazoa, Chordata, Actinopteri, Salmoniformes, Salmonidae. The record is from RefSeq and is a predicted model, not a curated record. Bases 174 to 1256 code for a protein of 360 amino acids.